UUUGUUGUUUUAUUUUUUAUCUACGUGACUUUACCGAAUAGAACCAAAGAGUAAGCGCAAUUCACACGAACUCAAUACAUUCGGUGCCAAUAACACUGGCCUUAAAAUAACAAUACAAAUUGCAGCUGACGUUUCGGGCAAUGACCCCUGAAUGAUGUUCUGAAGAGCAUCAGUUGGCCUGGCAUUGACGAAUGCGCUUAGGAUUUUUUUCAUUAUUAGUCAUUAGGUUGUAUUGAUUGGAUGUUUAUUUGUAUCGAUAAUGGAUUGCCGCACGGCAGGAGAUAAAGACGCCUUUGUCCAGCAGUGGAUUGAUCAUGGAUGGUGAUGAGUUACAAUCACUGUGGCAUCAUUUGCAAGAGGAAUAUUUUUUUCCUCGUUUAUGUUUUGUGUUGUGACCUGAAUUUUCGACGACAAUUCAACGAAAAUAAAUUAGAAUUUCAGCAGUUUCAAGAACUUCGCGGAGAUUAUUGACAGUUUCUGUGGGUAAUGCAGCAGUGAAUCUACGUCAAAAUGCCUUCAUGCGAAAUGUACUGAAAAUACCGUUCCUCGUACACUUCUACGUGGAUGAUGCUUGGAAUUUAAUGUAAGGAUGGCAUACGCCGCUUGGUAAGUUUGGAUUAGCACGUGGAAAGGCAGUUGUUACCGAGGCGGGUAUUGGAGUGGCACUUAAAAGGUCGGCAACUCGGGGACGAAAGAAUUCAGGCGAAAUGGCAGAAUACAAGAAUACAAUCUCGGAGGUUGAACUGAAACAAUUACGGGAUCUAGCAGCAGGAGGCAAUAUGUCGUGGCAUCAACAACAUUUGCCAUGAUGACCUCUUGAUUUUACUUGAGGUAUAUUCAUUAAUGAACUAUAGAUACACUACGUACGAGCCCAUAUGUAAUAGAACACAUUAUAUUCACCAUCUUCCUUUCUCCAAAGGCUUGGCCAGUAAAUCAUCAUCAUUAUUUCCCAUUGCAAGUCACUUUCAUUCAGGUGCUUUGGAAUGUGUUUUUUAUUCCCCCCUAGCUCUCUCAAUUCAUCUCUCACACCGAACCCCAACAGCUCGGAGUCACUUCAUGCAGCAGAGAGCAGCCCGGGCUGGAGGAGGAGUUGGUGGGCACAUGGACACAGAGCCACGGCCAUGGCCUCAGACACCACGAAAGCCCUGCAGGGAGCCUCAACUCUUGCCAUCUACAAUGUCCUCUUACAGGUGUCCUUCCGUGUCGUCACAUUCGUGCUUAACGCCUUCAUCUUGCGACACCUCUCCAAGGAGGUGCUGGGGGUCGUCAAUGUCAGGCUCACCCUGCUCUACUCCACCACCGUGUUCCUGGCGAGGGAGGCGUUCCGGCGAGCCUGCCUGAGCCGGGGAUCUUCCGCCGACUGGCGUCGCGUCAUCAACCUCCUGUGGAUGGCGGUGCCGCUGGGGGCAGCAUGCGCCGGAGCGCUGGGCUACGUGUGGGCCAGAUGGCUUGAGGCCCCGGACGCGAAGCACGUGCCCGCCUACCCGGCCGCAGUGUGGGCGUUUGCGGUCUCGGCUGUUGUGGAGCUGCUGUCAGAGCCGCUCUGGGUGCUCGCUCAGGCGCACAUGUUCGUGCGACUACGGGUGUGUGCGGAGAGCCUGGCGUUGGGCAGCAGGAGCAUCCUCACCGUGGUGUUGGUGUUCCUCGUGCCGCACUGGGGCCUCUGGGUUUUCGCUUUGGCACAGCUGAUGUAUGCAGUUGUCCUGUCCAUCUGCUACUACGUCUACUUCACCCUCUACAUCGGCUCUACAGCCGCCAAGGAUAGCCACUUUCCCAUCAGCUCUGUCCGCCAGAUGUUCUUCACUUGGGGCACUCAGCCAUUUGAAUGGGCACUCGUCACUUUGACUAGGAGCUUCCUGAUGCAAUCCUUCCUGAAGCAACUUCUCACUGAAGGGGAGAAAUACAUCAUGACUUUCUUCAAUGUCCUCAACUUUGGAGAUCAAGGCAUCUACGACGUGGUGAACAACCUGGGCUCCAUGGUGCCGCGCUUUGUCUUCCUGCCCAUUGAGGACAGCUUCUACGUCUUCUUCGCUCGCUCGCUCAUCCGUGGAAAGAUUGCCAUGCAGCAGAACGAGGAUGACAUCGCCAUCAUGGCCAAGGUGCUGCAGUCACUGCUCAAGCUGGUGCUGCUCAUCGGCGUCACCGUCCUCACGUUCGGCUUCUCGUACUCGUACCUGGCGCUCGACCUGUACGGGGGAUCGCUGCUCAGCUCCAGCGGCGGGCCGAUGUUGCUGCGCUGGUACUCCGCUUACGUGCUGUUCUUGGCGCUGAAUGGCAUCACAGAGUGCUUCGUGUUUGCUGCCAUGGAGCAGAGCGAAGUGGACAGGUACAACAUGAGACUCCUGGUCCUCUCGGUGGUGUUCCUGGUGCUGUCGUACGCGCUGACGCGAGCAUUCGGCUCCGUGGGCUUCGUGCUCGCUAACUGCCUCAACAUGGCCCUGCGCCUGGCCUCCAGCCUGAAGUUCAUCGCCGCCUACUUCCGCGACACGCCGCACGAGCCGCUCGCCGCGCUGCGCCCCAACCUCGCCCUCGCGUUCACGUUUCUCUGCAGUUGGGCCAUCACCGCCUACUCAGAGUCGGUGCUGUGCUGUGACCACGGCGUGGUUCCACGCCUGCUUCAUGUCGCCCUGGGAGCCGCGUGCCUGUUGGCCGUCGUCAUCAUGACUGCCCGCACCGAACGCGAGCUCGUCUCGUUUGUAUGGCAACAGUUCCUACCCACGUUUUUCCAAACAAAGCAGAGCUGACUCUCAACCACCAUCUCUCUCGCAUAUAUAUGGAGUUUUAUAUUUGGAGUUUGCUUGGCUCUCUCACCAUGGUCGUGUGGCUUUUUCUCCGGAUCCUCCAUUGUUUCCCUCCACAUUUGGAAUCA
This is a messenger RNA of Petromyzon marinus (sea lamprey), 2869 nucleotides long. The record is from RefSeq and is a predicted model, not a curated record. NCBI's taxonomy places the organism in Eukaryota, Metazoa, Chordata, Hyperoartia, Petromyzontiformes, Petromyzontidae.